AGGAAAGAGGAAAGAGGAAAGAGGAAAGAGGAAAGAGGAAAGAGGAAAGGGAGACUUGUUAGUCAGCAUCCAAGAACAAGCAAGUCGCGCCGCGCUUCUGCUCUGGGUCUCGUCUUCACGCAUAACCUUCACCCAUACUACUUUGAGCUGUUCAGCUCAGCCGCCAGACUUGACUAGUCAAUAGCAUUUUAUGCAUUUAGCUCUUAUCAAGAUAGCCCAUCCUGUCAUAUCCUGUAAUUAAUUCUCAUACUUCUUUACGACCUGGCAUUUACGACUCAUCAAAACAGAAUGGAGACUCAAGACCAUACUGCUCUCCCGAAUCGCCAGACAAACUCGGGUGAAGCUCCUGUUCCCGAGCCGAAUCAGCCAGUCCGGGAUAGCGGGAUACCCGGACGAGAUCCACUACCGUUACCAACCUCGGGCAUAUCUCUACGACCUGAGAACUCGAUUCCAGGAAAUGGCAUCCCGGUGUUUCCUAAUACAGAUGAUAGCUUCGCCACCCUCCAGCAAACAGUCUUCAACAACGGCAACUUCACUAAUCCGGGCAUGAUAAUACCGCCUCCAACUCAAUCACAUAUUAUACCCAAUUUCAACAACCCCAUCAUACCUCAACCAAUCAACGGAAAUGUUUUAAGUGCAGAUGACAUCGCCCUAUACGACCGCCAACUGCGGUUAUGGGGCAUGGAGGCACAACAAAAGAUACAGAACACCAACGUUGUUCUGAUCACUAUGAAGGCUCUCGCGAAUGAGAUCGCCAAGAACUUGGUGUUAGCUGGCAUUGGUUCCUUAACCGUUGUUGAUGACCAAAUAGUCACGGAAGCUGAUCUGGGGGCACAAUUUUUUCUCACCGAGGAGAAUAUUGGCCAAAGCCGUGCUGAAGCAGCUGUUGGUAGGAUUCAAAAGCUGAAUCCUAGAGUCAAGGUCAUUGCCGAUUCUGGAAGCAUAAUGACCAAAGGCGCGUCUUUUUUCAGCAACUUCGAUAUCGUCAUUGCCACGGAUCUUAGCCCCACUGUCUUCGCCUUCAUUAACACCGCUACUCGCCUUCACAACCGCCAGUUCUAUGCCGCUGGUACCUACGGCUUUUAUGGUUACAUAUUCUGUGACCUGAUCGAGCACGAUUACGUUUUGCAGCGAGACAAGCCCAACGUGCCAACAACCGUGGGCCCAGAGACCCGGACUCGCAGCAUUAUUAAGGUGGAAAGUGAGAAGGAAGGCGGCAAGACCAUUGAGAAAGUACAAAAGCGCGAACUAUACUCUACCUGGGACCUCGCUUCCGAAACAAGUCUCCUACCUCCUGAGUACCUCAAGUCCAAGCGCCGUCUCAAAGCCGUCUCCCCUGCUCUCUCCUGCCUACGCGCGCUCUGGGCCUUCCAACAAACGCACAACGACCGGUUCCCCGAACACAACAAGCAGGACCUAGAAGCGUUCACCCGUUCUGCCACGCACAACCACCAAUUGCUGUCUCUCCCCGCCGAGACUCUACGCUCCGAGUUUCUACGCAGCUUCCUGCAGAACGUGGGAAGCGAAAUUGCGCCGGUUACCGCGAUCCUUGGUGGUCAGCUCGCGCAGGACGUCAUCAACGUUCGCGGCCAACGCCAGCAGCCCAUCCAGAAUAUGGUCGUAUUCGAUGGUGAUAAGAUGGAGGCCGAGAUGUAUCCGCUGCACCCGGAGGGAAAGCUUGGUAGGGCCCAGUUAGAGCUAUCGACGGCACCGGGAAUGAUGCCGUUUGGUGGGGUUGAUGCCUCGCAGAUGCUACCUAUGGACCAGGCCGCUAUGAUGAUGGCGCCUGUUUCUGGUGUGUGAUGGGCGAGGUGGUACGUGCGGGCAGUUUAUGCAGGAGAGACGAUGUUUCUUUGCGUUUGGACACGGUGGGGGCCAAGUCUCGGGCGUUUUUCAGAGUUGGCAUAGCAGAUUCCAGUGAUAUUCCUGUUCGGUUAUUUCCAUCUUUCCAGGGAUUAGCAGGCGGAUUUCAGAUAAAAGAUUUUUUUCCUUUGCGAGAGUUCCAAAGAAAAAUAAGAGGGAUGAAUACGUUCGAUUAUCGUUAGAGAUUCUUUCUUCGGUUUGGUGGCAAAAGAAAACUACCUGGCUAGGUAGGUUAGGAGAUAGCAAAAGAGUAGGAAGGGGAGAAAGAGGGGAAGAGAGAGGAAAAUGAAAAGAAAGAAACACGAAAUGCAGGUGGUGCUGCGCUGUAUAAUAGGUAGCCAGAUGCUUUAUCAAUCUACAAGUCGGUGUCUUCUAAA
Messenger RNA from Daldinia decipiens, 2240 nucleotides. RefSeq lists its product as uncharacterized. Gene Ontology annotation, molecular function: SUMO activating enzyme activity. Bases 289 to 1803 code for a protein of 504 amino acids. The transcript is spliced from 2 exons. The record is from RefSeq and is a predicted model, not a curated record. NCBI's taxonomy places the organism in Eukaryota, Fungi, Ascomycota, Sordariomycetes, Xylariales, Hypoxylaceae. Gene Ontology annotation, cellular component: cytoplasm; SUMO activating enzyme complex. Gene Ontology annotation, biological process: protein sumoylation.